AUGGCGCUUGUGCAUCCAAGCCAUUGCCUUAAAUGCACAGCUACCUUCACAAUCCCCCUACAUAAAAUUAUAUCAACUACCACCUGCAAUGUGCAGCUAUCUAUCCCACCCCCCGAAACAAGUGCUGAACGAGACUGUGGCCGCUGUAGCUAUUCUAGUGAUUCAUCACACGUUCUGCAAAAGCCAGUUAUAUGGGGCGUUAAAAAUUGUUCCCUUGUGUUAGACUGGGUCUGUGUUUCGAACCCGACCUGCGUCUCUCGAGUUCCUCUGUUAAGGCUUGGGCAACCUGGAAGUAUCCAAGCCCUCGUGCAACCUUUGGGUGGCAUGGCAGCUAGGCACGGAAAGCUUGGGCAACCUGGAAGUAUCCAAGCCCUCGUGCAACCUUUGGGUGGCAUGGCAGCUAGGCACGGAAAGUGUGCUACAGCUGAACGAUUUCUUGCUUUAUUUAGUUUUACGCAAUCUUUUCUGCAGCACGACAUAGUAGGAAGGACACAAGUAAUGUCAGCGUAG
Molecule: messenger RNA, 510 nt
Organism: Opisthorchis viverrini
Lineage: Eukaryota; Metazoa; Platyhelminthes; Trematoda; Opisthorchiida; Opisthorchiidae
Exons: 4
Coding region: 1-510 (169 amino acids)
Source: RefSeq, a predicted model, not a curated record